AGCAGCUGAGCCGGCCGGCCAGCCGGGUCCGCAGCCCCGAUCUCCGCGCGCGGGGCAGCCGCGGGGGAGCACGGUCUCCGGUUGGGACGCGUGCCGCGCACUAGGCACCGCCCGAGCACGAGCCGGGCUGCACGAAAAUCCCCUGCGUGCCCUCCUCGCUUGCCCUACAAUGAGUGCCAAGUCUGCCAUCAGCAAGGAAAUUUUUGCACCUCUCGAUGAAAGAAUGCUGGGAGCUGUCCAAGUCAAGAGGAGGACAAAGAAAAAGAUUCCUUUCUUGGCAACCGGGGGUCAAGGCGAAUAUUUAACUUACAUCUGCCUGUCAGUGACAAACAAGAAACCCACGCAGGCAUCUAUCACGAAGGUCAAACAGUUUGAGGGCUCCACAUCAUUCGUCCGAAGAUCCCAGUGGAUGCUUGAGCAGCUCCGCCAGGUUAAUGGUAUCGAUCCUAAUCGGGAUUCUGCAGAGUUUGAUUUGUUGUUUGAAAAUGCCUUUGACCAGUGGGUUGCUAGCACGGCCUCAGAAAAGUGCACCUUCUUCCAGAUCCUCCACCAUACCUGCCAGAGGUACCUCACAGACAGGAAGCCAGAGUUUAUUAACUGCCAAUCUAAAAUUAUGGGAGGAAACAGCAUCCUCCAUUCAGCUGCUGAUAGUGUGACCAGUGCCGUACAGAAGGCAAGCCAGGCCUUGAAUGAGCGCGGGGAACGGUUAGGCCGAGCAGAGGAGAAGACAGAAGACAUGAAGAACAGUGCCCAGCAGUUUGCAGAAACCGCACACAAGCUCGCCAUGAAGCACAAAUGUUGAGAAACUGCCUAUCCUGGUGAACCUCUAAAGAAAACGGAAGAGUUUGUUCAGCAGUGAUUACAGGAAUUCCAGAGUGCUGCUGCUUUCUUUUUGUUGUUUGUUUGUUUGUUUGUUUGUUUUUUUUUCCAGUAACUGGACAUUGAGUGGUUUUGGUUUUUCAUUUUUGAUAUGUUAAUAAGAAUGAAAACGUGUUGUGUUUAUAUAUUUCCCUAUCUUGCUAAGAAAUGCUGCAAUAGCAUCAGCUUCAUUUUUAUUUUUCCAUUUUGUGUGUGUGUGUGUGUGUGUGUGUGUGUUUUCCUUGUGGAGGAAAAUUGUUUUUGUAGUUUGAAUAUGAAAUUCAGACUAAAUGAUAAGCCAGGUCUAAACUAACAAAAUGUAUUUUUCUUUCCCUCUGAAACUAAGCAACAAAACAGUUAAAUAUGCUGGCAUCAGAUGAUGGUCCUAGAUAAAAUUAAAAGUCAAGCAGCGGUUUCACUUUCCUAGUUCUCUUAAUUUAAAGAGCAAAAUUUAAAUUUAGUAUCCUGGGACUUAAGUCUGUGUUAUGGAAAACACGUUUAUCAGGGAAAAUAGCAGCAUAGGAUUUUGCUCUUUGCAUAUUAAUCUUUGUGCAUGACCCGUCACAAGCAUUCACAAAACUAAUCAGAAUCACAAAUAGAAAUCUACUUUCUGGGCUAAAGCUUAAACAUUUCUGCUCCUUCUUUCCAGUCUGAUUAGUUGGAAUUUUCAUAUGAAGGAUAAAAAUUUGAGUGUAGAGACCCACAGAAAAACCUACUUUAAAACCUCUUUGUCUUUAUGGAUGUUUCUUUUGUCAUUGUCCCAAAUUAUAGUAACUGACAUGGGGGAGUUAUACUUCUAACAAAAAAUAAUUUAGCUAGGGUCAGUGAGGAAGCUCAGUGGAUGACGGUGCUUAUAGCAUAAACCUGAGGAUGACCAGACUCCACAGAGUUGACCUCUGACCUCCACACACAUGUCAUGACACACCAUAUCAAACACAUACACAAAUACAACAAUAAUAAUGAAUAAAGUAAAAUAAAAAUAAAUGAUUUGUCUAUGUAAAAGUCUAUGUAAAUUAUAAUGUGAAAAGAUGCUACUUUUACUUUUUUCUCUUUUUACGAAGCCAUGCCCAGUGUCCGAGGCACUCUCACAGCAGCAUUGGGAAAGGACCUUUAGCUUCUUGGUAUCUGGGUUUUGGAGGUUUAGAUAUUGUUUUUGUUUUCAGUUUGUGUGUGUCAUUUAACAUGUGCUUCUUGACAGGUUACAUACUUGUGGGUUUGAACUUGCCUGUUCUGGUACAGGCAGCAUGGUUAGGAGCCUUUACACUGCUGUCAGGUUGAACAGAAUCUCUUCCAUACCUUUGGAUUCUGUGUUGCUCAAAGUAAUACUGCACUUAGACUGUGUAAGUUUUGUUUUUUUGGAGGGCUAAAAGCUAAACAUAAAAACAAAAAAAAAAAUCUAUGCUUGUUCCUCAUAAAGCAAUGAGGCAAGCUACACAUGCCAGAUACUCACGGCAAUGCAUGGAGUUUUCAGCUGCUGGGUCUUCAGGACCCUGUCAUUCUUUCCUGUCCACUGAGUCACCUGUUUAUGUGUGAUGUAGCCUCUGACACAGCAGCAUAAGAUGACUUUAGAUUACUAAUGCUGAUUUAAAUAGCUUAAGUUCUCCUGAUAAUGCAUCCCAGAGAAAGAGCACAUGGUCAGUGGAAUAUCAUAGGUAUGAUGUCAGGAGGACGGGAUUUGCUGCAAACAAGUUUGUGAAUCCUCUUGGGCUGAUAGUCCAGUUGAAGAGCAUACUGUAAAAUGUAUAUUGUGGGCUAAGAAUGUUUACUGUAUCUUAUACUUUCCUUUAGGUGUCUUAAUAUUUUAAAUAAGCCAGGAACAUGGCGUCUGCUGACUAUUGAUUGGAACUAUCUGAUUUCUAAAAAGAUAAAAAUAAAAAGCCCCCAAAUAUCACUCCAAAUUGGUUUCAUUUGCAGACUUUAGCUCAGAAAAUAUGCAUACUCAUCUUCCAAAACUGGAUUCUAGUUUCAGAGAGUUGGUAUAAAUAGUGAGAGCAGUAGUCUAACUUUCCUCACACAACUCAAGAAUAAAAUUAGUUGUCUGCUACCUGACAAGAGCUUGGGGACAGCUGUGUCUGAAGGGGCAGAGGGUGAGGCCGUGUGCGUACUGUGAAAGCUGAGGCUUCCUCCUCAGCCUAAUUCUUAUAGGUGCCCUUCACCUGCCCUCUUUCCAUUCUCUCUGUUGACCCCAUUAGGCCUAAAUCUUGUUAGAAAUAGCCUGGAAUGGAAGAAAAGCCUGCCUGGAGCUUUGUUAGCUUCCUCUACUGAUCAGUCAGCUUCCAGGCCAUCACUAUGACCUUGACUUGUGGUGAAUCCUGCUUGUCCUCCACCAAACAUGGAGCUCUAACAGCAAUUGCUGCCCCUCUUCAACCGUCCAGCCUCAUGCAGAGAAGCCCCUGACAACAAAUGUGAAAUUCAUUUCUGUCCUUUUGUAGAAGGCGCUGCAAUAGGAAAUACUAACGCAGUCUAACCCACAGAACUUUGCUAAGAGGACUCCUGUCAUUUGGGACCAAGUCAUUUGGUUGAGCUUGCUAGAAGAUUUCGUGUUCAUAUCUGCACUUCACUAUGAAUUUUGGAAAUGCCGUCUUUCUCUGAAGGUCUUUACAAGUUAUCUUGACAAUGCAUAAAAAAAAGGAGCUUGCCAGUGUUUCUACUUCUUCCUGGAAUGUAGCUGUAGCUUCACUAGAAUGAUGAGAGGUCUAUGUACAGGAACUAUGCAGUUAUUCAGGUUGAUGUUUCACUAGAAUGAUUAGAGAUCUAUGUACAGGAACUAUGCAGUUAUUCAGGUUGAUGUUUCAUUUCAAAGAAUGUAUUUGUAAAUGUAACAAGAUCAGUAGCUAACUUUUUUUUUAAGGUCUGAUAAAAGUAAGAUUAUGUGUUAGACUUAAAAUUAUAGUGAAAUCUGUCUUAUACUAUUGUGACUAGCACAGGUUAUGCAUUUCUGUAGAAACAUUUACAAAGUUCCCUAAAUAAGAGAAACUAGUUGAGCUAGGUUUUACUCCUAACUUGCAGAAUUGUGAUGCUGUUAAUGUGUGUUGUUCUUGGUUCCUCAGAAAUUCUCUCUGCCUUUCAGCACCGUUUUUGUUUCCUUCAGAGACGAGUAACAGCUGUUCUGUUGGUUCACUAUUUCAGCAACUCGAACUUUGUCAUUAAAUAUUUUAACUCUGUGGUGGAA
Molecule: messenger RNA, 4030 nt
Organism: Peromyscus eremicus (cactus mouse)
Lineage: Eukaryota; Metazoa; Chordata; Mammalia; Rodentia; Cricetidae
Gene: Stxbp6
Product: syntaxin binding protein 6
Exons: 6
Coding region: 170-802 (210 amino acids)
Biological process (GO): regulation of SNARE complex assembly; Golgi to plasma membrane transport; exocytosis
Cellular component (GO): plasma membrane; exocyst
Molecular function (GO): phosphatidylinositol-4,5-bisphosphate binding
Source: RefSeq, a predicted model, not a curated record